This is a messenger RNA of Prorocentrum cordatum, 971 nucleotides long. The record is from the annotation of a GenBank genome assembly. Lineage: Eukaryota; Dinophyceae; Prorocentrales; Prorocentraceae.
CACAAGGUGGAUGGCGAAGUACACCACACCGACCUCAAGCGAGCGCUCGAGAUGGCCGGCUUUCAGAAGCCGAGCCAGACUUGCAUCGACGCGGCCAAGGCGAAAGUGACGAUGUGGUCGACGUUGAGCUUUGCCCAGUUCAACGAGUUCGCAAUGUGCUUCGGGGCAGAAGAGGAGACGCUGCAGCAUGAGGUGUUCGCCAGCUUCGACACCGACAGCUCAGGGUACAUCGACAGGGGUGAGCUGGAGCGCCUGCUGGAACACUUCGGCGUCAUCCCCAUGCGGCACAUCCUGGACGAAGUGCUGACGGAGGUCGACGAGGACGGCUCUGGCAGCAUUGGCCUGGAUGAGUUUAGGCAAGUGUUCGAGAUCCUCCGUCUGCGCGAGGGAUUUACCCGCGAAGAGUUCCAGAACCUCAUUGACCUGUUCGAGAGAAUGGACCUCGACGGCUCUGGCGAGAUGAACAGGCAAGAGCUGAGGGUCCUGCUCGGGUACCUCGACUGGCAAGUAGGCGCAGACGAGCAGGACAGGAUAAUGAAAGAGGUCGACACCGAGGAGAACGGAGAACUGGGCAGGCUCGAGUACCUGCUCUUCAUGAGGAAGUGCCGCAAGCGCGAGAUCGAGAAGUUGGUAGAGGUCUUCGACAGCGUCGACCCAGGAGCGGACGGGGUCAUAGGCUACGGCCAGAUGAUCCAGGCCUUCACGAAGAUGGGCUACGAGCCCGACGCCGACGCCGUGUUGGAGGCGGCCGAGGCUGCCGGCAUCGGCAGCAAGAAGGCCAGCCUGGACACCAGCGAUUUCUGGCUGGUGCUCACGGAGUGCCGGGCGCGCGAGUGGUUCCUCGGCGGCGAGCUGAGGCAGAUCGGCGAGGUGUUCGGCCAGGUCGACGCAGAGGGGCAGGGCGAGCUAGACAUCGCCCAGAUCGACAAGGCGCUCCUCGCCCUGGGGCUGUCGCUCAGGUCCGAGCUGCU